This is a messenger RNA of Apis mellifera (honey bee), 9420 nucleotides long. RefSeq names its product ELAV-like protein 2. NCBI's taxonomy places the organism in Eukaryota, Metazoa, Arthropoda, Insecta, Hymenoptera, Apidae. Gene Ontology annotation, cellular component: ribonucleoprotein complex. The record is from RefSeq and is a predicted model, not a curated record. The coding region runs from base 4774 to 5940 and encodes 388 amino acids. Gene Ontology annotation, molecular function: RNA binding. The transcript has 9 exons.
AGAGAGAGAGAGAGAGAGCCGUGCCGGGGUUCAUAUACCCCCAGGGCGACUGCAACGUUCUACCAUGCCACCGACCAAUCAAUGGAGCUUCUCUACCUCUGUGUCUCACCCUGCUUCCUCUCUUUCCCUCUCUCUCUCUCUCUCUCCCUCUCUGUCCGUUCGUCAUUCUUUUUCUCUCGAUUUUCCGCGAUUCUUCGUCCAUCAUACGUAAUAUCGCACACACGCAUCGUCCCCCUUCGAAGAUUUACGGUAUUAAUACUUGACAACACAGCGAGUGCCCAAUGCCACCCCUACGGACAAAUGCGUGUACCGAUAAUCCAUCGAAACUUGGUUCGAGUUUAAAGAGAGCCGAUGCUAAUUCUCGUAACGAGUUCUCGAGGACGAUAACGAUACGAAUAUAUAGGGUUGCGGGGGUAAUACGUUGCCGCUCGCCUAUUAAAUUUAUCCUUGGCCUUUGAACAAAUAAUGCCGUCAACGAGAAAAACACGAGCAAAAAUUGUUCUGCCUCGUUUGAUAUCAUCGUUUAUUUUUAUCGCUUAUAUUUUUCGAAUUUUCCUCUGCGACGAAAGAUUGUGCGUCUCUCAUUAAUCGCAAUUAUUUCCCUUUUUCUCUGUCAAUCGGUUGCGUCAAUCGGUUAUCGGGAUUCAGUGAUAACUCAUCGAUUUCGAUAGAUUGAAAUUUUCAUUCCAAUCCGAAUGCACGUCAAAGUCGCAUGUAUUAUUUCAUUACGUGGAAUAUUUCAUCAUGACUGACCCAACCAUUCCUUUUCUCUCCACAUUUAUGUUUACUUUACGUAAUCACCCUUUGUGGACUUCGAGAAGACGUCGUAAGGUUUCCCUGAAUAUUUAGUGAUGCGAUCAUUGCCUGACGAGAGAGGGACGAUCAUGAAUCGAUGCAUAUUUAUUUACGAGGAAAUACAGGCAAAAAAAAAAGCGGAGAAGAGCUACUACAAGGAAAAAACAAAUCGAUCGGUUGCACCUUAAUUAGCACGAUGAUGCGCGUUUGAUCGAUCUUCGAUUAUAUUUCCUAGGUGGGGUUACAGGUUUCGUCCAUUUUGCGCAAAUGUUUGUUAAAAUUAUCGUCUCUAUUUCCAACUAUUUUACACUAUUUUCCAACGAAGUUAUAUACAUCCAAUUGAUCUCGUCCAAGGUUUCCUCCUAGGAUAGAAAUUAUUUAUACGCCCCUUAUAAUUACAUAUCCCCUCGCAUAUUUUAUACUUGGAUAUUUAGGGAGCUAUUUUCACUAACCAAGUUUGCCAUUGUUCCUCCUCCGUUAGUUCCAUUGGCUCGCCUUUGUCACGCCUCGAACCAUUAAUAGGAUUCGUGAGAAUAUCGAUAGGAUAGUCGGAUAUAUUAUCGACGAAUCUCGUCAAGGGUUCAGUGACCCUGGAAAAACUUCACGGACGGAAUUAUUACUCCCGUGGCAGGGUAUGGGUGGAAUUAUGCUCGUGCACGAGCGUAGCGGCGGAUCGAUGAUGAAGGUGGGGCCAUACCCCAAAAACGUUGCUUCGACAGCUGGAUCAUAACGAAAGAGAGGAGGGUUGGUUCUACGUUUUGUAGCCUCGACUCGAAUGAUUCACAAUUUAUGUCUCUUCACGGCUUUGAUCCGAUAUACCGGAAAAUGGUAAAUCAUCAUUCCCGUUGGCACGCGCUAUUCUCCUCAUCUAAAUGCUCGAAAAAUAUAUAUACCUCUUGGUCAGAAUUACGGAGGAUUGAUUCACGUAUGGAUGGAGAAGCGAUUAGAAUGAUUUCGAAUAAAUUUCCCUCUCGGUUCGAUGGUCUGAAUAUUGUUUCGCUCGUUCGUUGUCGCUAAGGCGAUCAGAGGCCGGCAAACUUUCAUAAUUCCAACGGUAAUGCGGUGACAACUUCCUGUCGCACCGUGUGGCCGGUUUUAAAGCCACCGAGCAUAAUGGAACACGUUCACAUAUGCGUCCACUGUGUCCCUAUUUUUUUUUCCUUCUUUUUUUUUUUUUCUUUUUUUUUUUUGCAUACCGUUUCGCAUCUGUUGCAAGUCCUGUGCCCAGUUUCGUUCCCUUUUUUCUCAUGCUAGAUACAAUACAGGCUUGCUCCCUCCUUCUCCUUCUUUGGCCGAUGUUAGGUCCGGUCAUGUACGUAAUACGCAAAGAACCUGGUCAAUCGUUCAUGUCUAACAAAAGCAGGAAGUCAAUCGAAAAGAUCGUUUCCUUUGAUUAUUAUUGAGGAUUAGCGGAUAUGAGAAGAUUGAUUUUUUUUUUUGUAGAGAUUGGAAUAAGAAAUAUAGGAUCGAAGUACAAAUUGUAUACUUCAUUUGGAUCUAGGAAAUUCAAUUGGGUAUAGAUCGAUGAUAAUUUGAUUCGUCGAUAGAUGAGACAGAUCUCUUCCGUAUUUAUAGUGUUUAUGCGUGAAUAUAUUUAUAAUUUUUGUGAUAUGUAUUCGUGGGUUUGAAUCGAUAAGUGAUUUCUUUGUAUCUUUUUAGAAAGGAGUAACAAAUUAUCAAGAAUUCAAUUUCGUACUCUUUCGUGUCUUAAGUUUUAAUUAGGCGAAUUUUAAAGUGAAGGUACGUGAUAGAAUCGAGGAUUUCUUCAGGAAGUUUUGACAAAAUAGUUCAUUCUGUAUGAUGAUGUAAUAUAAGGGAAACGAAUUUCCGAAAACACGAACUCGCGGUUAUUGGCACGACCGCCAAGUGUUGCUCGGCUUGUUUCGUCAGCAUCGCAUAAUUUUGGCUCGCCGUCAUUUUAGAGACUGCAUUCUCUCUCGAUCUUCGAAGAUAAAGCCAGGGUAAGGUCAGGGAUGCAGCUUGGAUUCGUUCACUCGUGUUCUUCUUUUUUUUCUUUCUUUUUUGGAAAAUGAUUCCAAUUAUCCACACAAUAACGAAUGAAAUUUUUGCGUUCAAAACUCGAUCAAAUAUUCGACAGAUCUAGCAGAAACGUGCGAUGAAGAAAGAGGAAGAAACGAUGCAUAAAUCGAAAGAGAACGAUUCAGAACGAGUUCAUCGGCUUUAUCCUCCUCCUAUUUUUCAUCUUUGGACUUUGAUGACUCUCGCGGAUCGUGCAUUUUUUUUUUCAAUCUUCAAGAAAGAUUCAAUUUCAUGGCCUUUUGGCAAAUGGCCACCAAUAAGUUUCGACGAUGUAAUUCAUGGUUUCGAGUUCACUACCGAUCGAGUGCGGCCUCGUAAGGGGUAAAAGGACUCUUGUAUCGACGCGAUAGCGCGCUGAGACGACGACGGGGGUCAAAAACCGUGAAGGGGUGGUCAUGAUCUGAUGCAAGGGGUGAUGCAAGCGGCGAGAGGGAGGCAAGAGGGAGGGCAUACCUUCUGCCUCGUAAUGCCAGGGAGCCAUGUUGCAAACAUUUCCUAACGAACAAACCCCUUGCAAAUAUCUUGAGGGGGAUACUGAAAUAUUGCGCGUGAACGGCCCCCAGCUUGUCAGCCCUCUCGUUAACUGGAUGCAGUUUAAACAAAAAUGACAGGUGUCGUUAUUAUUAUUAUUUUUUUUUUAUAAUCCUUUUAACACCGGAAUAAAUAAAAAAUCGCGACUCGAACCUUAACCUAAUCGUAACAAUUAGGAUACGAGAGAGCGAAAGGGGAAAAUUUAAAAUCCUGGGAUAAAAAAAUACAACGUGGAGAUUCGAAAUUUAUUAAAAUUCGACAAAGGGGAAAAGAAUGAAGAGGGGGAGGGCAAGGGAGCCAGUUCGAUCGGCGAUGGGAGGUCACAGUUUAUUUAAGAACGCGCAUACGUCUCUUAUUAGUUCGAUCGGCAACCCCUCGCAGCAUACGAGUACAUACGCGCGAGUUGGUAGGAGGAGAUACGUAAUAACGAGGGGUUUGCAGUGGGUUGGCAACGAGCUUAGCCGAGGGUGCGCGACCGCGCCCGAGCCAGGCCGACUUCGGCCGAUCGAGCUCGUCGGGCUGUGCAAGCCGCUUGAAAGCGGCUGGUGUGUCCAGUCUCUAGGCAGCCUCCGCCCGUGUUAUAUCGUUAUUUCCGUUUCCUUAGUAUAGUGUUUAACGCUUUAAUUUCUAGUCUCGCGUAACCCUCUACACAAUCACACGCACACACACACACACACAUACAAUAUAUAUACACACAUAUACGCGUAUAUUGCAUUCUAUUCUUUAAAUCCGCGCGCCCACACAGACACGCAUACACGUUACACACACUGUACGUACUCCCUCGUUUUCUUUUUCGACGACGAUCGACGAAAUUUGGUGAUCUCGUUUUCUCGACGAUAUCGGACGUGAAUAAUUUUCGGCUCGCCGCUCCGUACAUUUACACGUACACUCACACAUGUGCUCGUCAAAGUGAAACCAAAGGACUGUCGACCAGGAGGCGAGCAUAAAUGCCGAUUUACGAGCGCUCGCGUCGUACUUUUCUUUCAUUGAUUUCCCCUUCUGUUCCGGGCGGCGGUGCGAGAGCGUGAUAGUAGGUGCACGUAAAGAGAGAGUCAGAGAGAAGAGCAGGGACCGGCACGAUUCAUCGACCAGUCGUUUAAUAAAGUUGUGCACGUUGCUCGGUUUCGCGUGCGACUUGGAAAAGAGUUUUCGGAAGGAAAAAAGAAAAAAGAAAGGAAGGAAAAGUAACGUCGAGGGAGGGAGAGAAAAGAAGUACGGGAAGAGAGAGAGAGAGAGAGAGUGUCGCGUCUCGCGGAAGGAGAAAGGAAAGAAAAAGGUGUUCUCUGUGUUUAUCGUGUGGAUGUGUGUCGUGUGCCUCUCGCGUGCAUCGAUAAAAAGGUGGAUCCUGUAAAGAUAGUGGAAAGAAGAUUUCGUACGUAGUUAGAAAGGACCCGGUCGAAGAGUGCAAUGAUGGCGAACGGAAUGGACACAGUCGUACAACAAAAUGGUGGAUCCACCCUCGGACAGGCCUCGCAGGAAGAGUCGAAAACGAAUCUCAUAGUAAAUUACUUGCCCCAGAGCAUGACACAGGAUGAGAUUCGAUCCCUCUUCUCGAGCAUUGGCGAGGUUGAGAGUUGCAAGUUGAUUCGUGAUAAACUCACCGGUCAGAGUUUAGGUUACGGUUUCGUUAACUAUCACCGGCCUGAGGAUGCUGAGAAGGCGAUAAACACGCUCAACGGUCUUCGUCUGCAAAAUAAAACGAUCAAGGUAUCGUACGCGAGACCGAGCAGCGAGGCGAUCAAAGGCGCAAACUUGUACGUGAGCGGUUUGCCGAAGAACAUGACGCAACAAGAUCUGGAGAAUCUAUUCAGCCCGUACGGCAGAAUCAUCACGUCGCGGAUACUUUGCGACAACAUCACCGUACGACAGUUUGUGACCGGCGGCGGAGACUAUUUGCCCGAGAAGAUGAUGAUGGACCCGUUGAAUAACUUGAACCGAUUACCGACAGGAUUGUCGAAAGGGGUCGGUUUCAUAAGGUUCGACCAGCGGGUCGAGGCCGAGAGGGCGAUCCAAGAAUUAAACGGUACCAUUCCGAAGGGCUCGUCCGAGCCGAUCACCGUCAAGUUCGCCAACAAUCCGAGCAACAACAACAAGGCGAUACCGCCGUUGGCCUAUCUGACACCGCAGGCGACCCGACGAUAUGGCGGCCCAAUCCACCAUCCGACCGGCCGCUUCAGGUACAUUCCACUGUCGCCACUAUCCAGCACUGGCAAGGCCAUGCUUGCCAUUAACAAAGGCUUACAGAGUAGGUACAGCCCGCUGGCAGGCGAUCUAUUGGCAAACUCGAUGCUACCCGGGAACGCGAUGAAUGGUUCCGGCUGGUGUAUCUUCGUGUAUAAUCUCGCCCCAGAGACCGAGGAGAACGUGCUGUGGCAGUUGUUCGGUCCGUUCGGCGCCGUCCAAUCGGUCAAAGUGAUCCGCGACCUGCAGACGAACAAGUGCAAAGGCUUCGGUUUCGUGACGAUGACCAACUAUGACGAGGCGGUGGUCGCCAUCCAGAGCUUGAACGGUUACACGCUCGGUAACCGGGUUCUCCAAGUGAGCUUCAAGACGAACAAGAGCAAGGCGGCGUAGGACGACAAGCAACAGCAGCAACAGCAUCACCACGAUCACCACCACCACUACGACCACCACCACCAUCAUCGGGCAGCGGGAACAACGGCAGCAGCGGCGGCGGCGGCAGUAGCGGCGGCAGCCACGCCGGCUGUGGCGGCAGCCGCGGCCACGAUCGGUCAGGCGACCGCUACAAAGGCCAUCCUCGGCCCAACGACCGCGGCAGCCGCGGUGGUCGCCGCCACAGCGACCGCCGCCGCUGCGGCCGCGGCUGCGGCCGCGGCCCUGGUCACGCCCGCGACCGUCCAAGCGCUCGCGACUGCCUAUGCUUCCACUAAGAAGAUCGACCACCACCACCACCAUCUCCCCAUCGAUUCCGUGAUCAACAUCCUGAACAGUCGUGAUCGCCGAGAGAACCAUCGUAACCAUCACCACCACCACCACCACCAUCACCACCAUCACCACCAUCAUCACCAUCACCAUCACCACCACCACCAUCGCCAUAAUUAUCAUCGACAGUCACAUAACCAGUAUCAUCCGUUGAAAGGUUACAACUCAAUGUCCGGCUAUGAAAUGAUAAUUAGGGGUACGACGAAGAGAUGUCGUUGGGGCGGCAGAUACGAUUACGAGAACCACGAUGACGAAUACAAUUCCGACUAAAAAUGAAACAAAUGAAAUAAAUGGAUGCUGAGAGCUCCCUGGAGAAAACUCGGUCGAGAGAGGGAAGGGAGGGGGGAUAUUAAAAAAAAUAAAAGAUAAAAAAAUAAAAAAAAAAGAAGGAGGAGGAGGGAAGAAUGGAGGCGAGUGAGAGGUAGAGGAGAGGGGAGGAUGAUAAGAGAUACUCGUGCGCGUGUGGUGCGUGUAUACGUGCGUCUGUAAAGGGUGUGCGAUGCGUGUGUAGUAGGUGCGCGUGGCUGAGCGGGGGAGGGACGGCGGAGGGACGAGGAGGAAGAGGUGGCGAGGACGGAGAGAGGUAGGUCGUUCGAUUUACCUGUAAUAACUGUACUACGAGGGGCGAGAGGUGGAUCGAAAGGGGAAGAGAGAGGAGAAGUCUUGCUUUUUUUCUUUCUUUCUUUCUUUCCUUCCUUCCUUCGCUUUACUUUUACCCUCUCUCCUCAUCUCUGCUCGCUUCUUUCCCCUCCCCUUCCCCCCCCCCCGCUAUCGUCGUCCGUGAUAACGCGAGAUCCCGUCUUGUUUCUCUUCUCUUUUCGAGGACAUUUCGUAUCGCUCAAUCCCUGGAAAUUACAAUAAUGAAAUAAUGUAAUGAAGAGAGAGGGAGAGGAAGGAAUGUUGUUCUUCUUCUCCGUGGCCGAUAAAACGUGGCUCGUGCGACCGCUGCGAAUAUUGUACAUACGUUUUGCCGAUUUAUGUAUUAUGUACGCGAGUGCACGAGCCACGCGAAUUGGCGAACAAUUUUUCCGAUUCUGAGGGGAAAAAGAGUGAAAUCUCCGCGAGAAUCAACGGGACGAAUUGAAUUGAAACGAAGGGAGAGGGGCGUCUCCUCUCCGCUCGAUCGCAAAAAGUCGCAACGACUUGAUGCCGCGAGAUUGAUGUGAAAUUUGAGAAAAGGCAGGACCUGAUGGAAUUUUUUUUUUUUUCUCUAAAAUCUCGAGAAGGAACGAAGGGAGAGAGAGAGAGAGAACACGACGGUAUCUCGCGUUUUCCUUAAUUAGAUUGGCUUAUUUAUAUCGAUCACUUCGAUGGAAAGGAUUAAGAGAGAGAGAGAGAGACACACACACACACGGAGAACGAAAAAGAAAAAAAAGAAAAAGAGUGCGUAAUAGUAGGUGGUUGUAGGGGAAUGGUGUUGUAGAGAGGAGGGAUGAAUGAACGGAUAGAGAAUAGAGUGACAUGGCGGGGACGAUGGAGACGUCGUUGCGAGCGAGGACGGGACGGGGACGAUCGAUAGAUCGAUCGAAGUAACGACAAGGGACGACAAGUAGAGCUCUCUGGUGUAUAAGGAUAUAAGAGAAAUGGGAAUUAUCGAUAGUCGGGAAAAAAGAGAGAAAAAAAAGAAAAAGGAAAAAAAAAAGAUCAACUAUUGAAACUAGCACGUAUAUCGGAAUACUCUCUACCGUUGCACGAUUUUCGAUGAACAAGCGCGAAAGAGAGCGACGAGGAGAGCUCGGUUAAAAACUAGUUGUUAAAUUGCGAGCGAUUAUUCUUUUUUCCCCUUUUUCUUUUUCCUGUCCAACCAGUGAGACUUAAACGUACUUAAAGGAAGCUAAACUUUCUUAAUAUGUAGUUGAAUUAAGGACGAGCGAUCGUCCGGACAAGUAUCGAAAGACGAAGUAUAAUAAUUAUUAUUAUUAUUAUUAUUAUUAUUAUCUAUUUAAGAAGAUAUUUUAGGGCUUACGUGCUAUAAUAUAUUAUUGCAAUGCGAUGUCGCGACAGAACUAAAAGCUCGAAACGUUAUAACAGUGACCCGAGGGAUUACGUCACGUUUCGUUGUAACGCAGCAAACGCGUUGUACUUAAUUUUCUUUUUUUGCUAGUCACACAAGCUCUUAUAUACUUCUCUGUCGAUUGCCCAAAGAAUAUCCGACUUUUUUUUUUUUUUUCUUUUUUUUUCGUUUUAUCAUUAUUUUUUUUCUCUCUCCUUUUCUUUUUUUUUUUUUUGCCUUAUUUUCUCUUUUCUUUUCUUUUUUUUCCUUUUUUUUUUUUUUUUUUGUUUGUUCCUUUUGCCUUUUUCUCUUUCUUUACGUAUAGUUGAUAUGUACGUAUGUAUAAGAAAUCUUAGCUAGUACAAAGUGCUUUCUUGAGUGCAGAGUCUGAUUUUAUCGAGCAUUGCUUAUUAGUGUCCUUCGAAUGUGCACCGUCCACUAUUUGGACGUUUUAGAAGAAUUUUGUCAGCCAAAUUUUUAACCAAAAUACACACACACACGCGUAUAUACAUAUAUGUAUAUGUAUAUAUAUGUGUAUAUGUAUGUAUAUACGAAUAUAUUAAUACACAUAUGUGCGCAUGUACACAUAGAUACUUAUACAUACAAAAAGAAAAAAAAAAAACAAACUGGUUGCAACGGGGGAGAAAGUGUGAACGGAAACAUUGUUCCUCCCUCCGUGGCGACAAAGAUAUUUCCGAUUUUUAUAAACACGAACGUUCGAUUUCCCUUUUUUAAUGAAAAUAUUGAAGGAAAAAAAAGUCCAACGUACAAAGUAAUAUUUCAUAGAGAGACGGUUUACUUAUAUACAUGGUACGCAGAUUGGACGCGUUGUGUCUUUUCUUGCUACUGCAAGACUGCUCCUUCCACAACGAAGAAGGAACAACGGUUAAAGAAAUAUUUCGCGACGGUGCACGGAUAUGUGAUACACGGACAGAUCGAGAAAGGAUGAUCGACGAAAUGAUUCCGGAUCGUCGGGAAACAUGUGUCUAGUCUACGUGCAAAGAGGCGUCGAUGCAUAGAAAAAUGUACGGCGCCCCCACCCCCACCCGUUGAAAAAAACCUCUCCACACAAGAGAAAAACGAAAAAAAAAAAAAAAAAAUUUCUUUUUUUUUUUUUA